Messenger RNA from Exophiala xenobiotica, 720 nucleotides. RefSeq lists its product as uncharacterized. NCBI's taxonomy places the organism in Eukaryota, Fungi, Ascomycota, Eurotiomycetes, Chaetothyriales, Herpotrichiellaceae. Bases 1 to 720 code for a protein of 239 amino acids. The transcript is spliced from 2 exons. The record is from RefSeq and is a predicted model, not a curated record.
AUGGCCAAUAAAGUGAUUGUCGUUUUGGGCAGCGGCCCGGGUAUCGGUGUUGCCACAGGUGCUCUGUUCGCAUCAAAAGGAUUUGACGUCGCCUUACUCUCCCGCAAUGCUCAGCGUCUACAACAAGAUGUUGCGAGAGUUGAAAAGGCUGGUUCAAACAUUACAGUCCAAGCAUACCCCGUGGAUAUUUCCGACCACGUCGCUCUCCUUACAACAUUGAAGAAAGUCGAGGCCGACCUUGGCCCUCCAGAGGUGGUCUUCUUCAAUGCCGCAAACGUACAGCCAUCCAAGAUUGGAGAGACCACUCCAGAGUAUCUGCUUGAGGACUUCAAGACCGUGAACAUUGGACUCUAUACUGCAGCAUCAUGGGCGAUCCCACACUUGACCGCGAGGGCCAGAAAGCCAGCCGCCCAUCCGUCCUUUUUCUUCAGCAACAGUGGCAUUUACCACCAUCCAAUCGCAGACUUCUUCUCGCUGUCCAUGCAGAAGGCGGCACAAUUCAAUCUUGCGGGUAGCUUGAAGCAGGUACUGGCGCCAGAGGGCGUCCAUGUCGCCUCCGUGGACAUCGGAGGUAUCGUCAAGGACGAGGAUCCUGUGCUCAAUCCUAGAAACAUCGCGGAGCAGUUUUGGAAGUUGUACCAGCAGGAGAAAAACCAGUGGAUGUUCGACGUCAAGCUGGGCGAUAUUGAGGAGUUCAUCAAGCGAAUGUCGGGACAGUAG